Messenger RNA from Talaromyces marneffei, 1089 nucleotides. RefSeq lists its product as uncharacterized. The transcript has a single exon. The record is from RefSeq and is a predicted model, not a curated record. NCBI's taxonomy places the organism in Eukaryota, Fungi, Ascomycota, Eurotiomycetes, Eurotiales, Trichocomaceae. The coding region runs from base 1 to 1089 and encodes 362 amino acids.
AUGCCAGGCGACAAUGAUGCCAACGACAUCAGAGCCCCGGACGGCAUCUCCGGUUUCUUCAACACCGACAACACGCUGCUCGCCAUAUUUCUCAUAUUCUUCAUGCUGCUCUCAAUCUACAAUGCCCUCGAACUGGUAAUCAUGAUAUUCGUGUCGUUUCGGCGAUUCCGAGGGUUAUAUUUCUGGUCACUACUAUUAUCGGCAUUGCUCGGCUUGAUCCCUUAUUCCAUCGGCUUCUUCCUCAAAUUCUUUACUCAUGUCAGCCCAUGGAUUACCUGUACCGUUCUAACCGUGGGUUGGUGGACAAUGGUUACCGGCCAGGCCAUAGUCCUCUAUUCAAGAUUACAUCUCGUCCUUCGAGACCCGACACGACUCAAACAAGUGCUGUGUAUGAUUUGCAUCAAUGCCGUCGUCUUGCACCUCCCCACCACCAUCUUGACCUAUGGUUCCAAUAAUCCGAACUCCUCUCCAAAAUUCAUUGUUGGAUACAACAUUAUGGAAAAGAUCCAAUUAACCGGCUUCAGUAUCCAAGAAGCCAUCAUCUCCGGUCUAUAUCUGUACGAGACUUACAAACUACUCCACCUCACACACCGAAAUCGAGCACAGCGCUGGAUUCAGUACCAGCUCAUCGCCGUCAACGUGCUUAUCAUCUUGAUGGAUUUGACCUUGCUGGUCUUGGAAUACGCCAGCGAAUAUGCCAUCCAAAUCUGUCUCAAGGGCGCCGUGUACAGUAUCAAACUCAAGCUCGAGUUUGCGGUCUUGGGUCAGCUAGUCGAUUUCAUCCGCAACAAAAACGGCAACUAUCACCAUCACGACGACGACCCAACGAAUGGCACGGGUAUCGACAUGGGUGAUAGGAACAUGUUGUCAAGCUCCAAGAGGAGAUAUGCAGGACAGGAUGCGGGUUUGCCGUCUACGCGAGCGGAUGAUCCUCAUUUUUAUGGCAAGACGACGACGACGGUACACCCGAAUGAGAUUAUGAAUUCGAGCGAGGAGAGGUUGAAUUUGCCGUCCGGAAUUAUUAUGGCCAAAACCGAGUUUGUGCAGCGGGUUGAUCAUAAGAGAGACAAUUCUGAUGACUUGGAAUGA